AUGGGAAACCUGGCAUUUCUUGACCAAGCCAGUAUUAUUCCCGCGAACGAGACCAUUCAUCUAAGUGAUGGCUUGAAAGGGGUCGAGAUAUACUUAUCUAUCAUCUCAAUCAUUAUCGUCGCGCUGACCUACAUUGUCUUGAUUGGACGUGCUGGCUACCUGAUCAAUGUCAGCAAACUUCCUCUCGCGCCGAUAGGAAAAAACAUCAGCGCUAUUCUCGCCACCACUUGGCCAGAUGAGACUUGCGAUCGGCAUGUUCUUCCCCAUGAAAAUAAACGGCAUUUAAACAACAUCAGGCUCCUUUACCUCGGUGUCCUGAGCUCGGAAUCAAUAGAGCAUCGAGUCGCCAAAGGCCUUGCUCAAUGCCGUGCUGAAUGCCGAGCGAACAAGAGGGAAAUCCGUGGUGGUCAUCUCUGGCUUACAAGUGGCUCAGUAGCAACCAAAGCCGUUGUUCAGCUGGCGAUCUGGGAAUGGGCCAGCUUCUGGCUGAUGUGCACAACAGUGGCAACAACCGUCAUAUUCAAUGGUUUCACGAUAGGUAUACAGAGCAACGACAGCAUGCCUCGACUUGUGGUCAUCAUCAUAUUUGCAGUUGGCUACCUCAUCCAUCUCUGCUUCGUGUGGUCUUCAGUCCUGUACUUCCUCACGCAAGUUGGUGCGGGCGCAGCAUGGAGCCUCCUGCAUCGGGCCCGCUUCGCUGUCGUGGACCGCUGCCAUCUCUUCAAUUGCAUCAGAGAUAACAAAAGCCCUCUCAAUUUCACUGAAAUCGACAAAUCGAGUGCAGGUUCCGACUUCAUUCCUAUGACCUAUGAAGCCGUACUUCCGGGGCGAACGGAUCGUCCACCCGCAAUCCAGCGCUCACUCAAUGAGACAAAAGUACUUGAGGCCGCCAUGAAAAGCAUGAAAAAUGACCAAGAAAAGGCACGAAACAGCUUCCAAACCGCUGCCGAAAGUGCCCUGGAGCGUGUUAUUGCCAAUGCUGCGGCCAUGCUCAGUAUCUGCGUCGUUACAGGCUUCAGUACCUACACAACAAAGCCCCUGCAAGACGACUCCAGCACGCAGAUUGGAUCCAUCGCCUUGUUGGGCUCAGCACUGCUAGGUCUUGCCGCCAUGUUCACAAGCGCCUUGCAUCUCAGUAACAUGGAUACUGCCUUCCAGCAAAUUCUCAGCAUGAAAGAGCUCAAGAUCAACGGCAAUGCCGUCGAAUACGUAACGAGACGCAUCUACCAGGGUAGAAGAGUUGGUUUCACGCAAGGCUCAUUGCACGCUAGGAAAGUCACACUGUGGCAUCUCCUCCGGGCAAUGAAUUGGUGGAAUAGGAUUCUUAGCCUCAUGUUUGGGCCCGCAUAUGCCCUCCUUCCCACUGCGGAUGAUGAUACGCGACGCUCGACAGACGCUUCAUUUGAGUGCAAGAUCGAUGUCAGAGGUCAAGAUGUAGUAUUCACUACUGCCUGUACGAGCAGCCAUCGCAGGAAUCAGAGUAACGGCAAUAACGCCGAUGCAAUUGUUGUGUACUGUAUUUACCGCCAUACGAGACAGACCGCAUUCAGAAGGCAGCAGAGUCAGAGAAUAGACUCAGCUGUCGACUUGCAUGACUGCUAG
Messenger RNA from Trichoderma gamsii, 1602 nucleotides. RefSeq lists its product as hypothetical. The transcript is spliced from 2 exons. The record is from RefSeq and is a predicted model, not a curated record. Bases 1 to 1602 code for a protein of 533 amino acids. NCBI's taxonomy places the organism in Eukaryota, Fungi, Ascomycota, Sordariomycetes, Hypocreales, Hypocreaceae.